Messenger RNA from Passer montanus (Eurasian tree sparrow), 1446 nucleotides. It is a transcript of the gene OLFML1, whose product is annotated as olfactomedin like 1. The coding region runs from base 1 to 1194 and encodes 397 amino acids. The record is from RefSeq and is a predicted model, not a curated record. Lineage: Eukaryota; Metazoa; Chordata; Aves; Passeriformes; Passeridae. Gene Ontology annotation, biological process: signal transduction. The transcript has 3 exons.
AUGGUAGCCUUACAAGUGCAUUUCUUGCUGAUUCCAUCCCUCAUGAGCAUCAUGGGAGCAGCACAGUACAUGAUGCAGGAUGCAGCCCUGCUGAGCUACAUUGACCAGCGUUUUCUGUCUCUGGAGAAGAGGCUGGAGAAGUGCAGCCAAGACGUGCUGGAAUACGUGGAUGAGUUCCGGGAGUUCUCCAAGGCGGUGCUGUCCCGCCUAGCAGGGCUGAGCUCCGACAAAGCUGAGCUUAAGGGGGAAGUGGAGAAUUUGCUAACGAGGGUCGAGCACGCCCAGAGGGACAUCGACUAUUUUGGAUCUGUCAUGGACUCCAAUGCCUGCGUGGAAGUGCACGAGGACCUGCUGAAACAGCAGCUGCUGGAAGAGGCAGAAGAAAAAAAGAGACUUAAACUCAUGUUUAAUGCAAGUUGUGACCACAUGCUUGCAGGUAUUAGGUCCCUGAAGGUAGUUAAGAAGACUGGAGGGAAGCAUGGCUCUUGGAUGAAAGAUCCUGGCAAAAAGCACGGGAAGAUUUAUUUGCUAAGUGGCUCUGUAAAUAAUGUGAUUUUGGAAUUUGCCAAUAUCAUGUCUUUCAUGGAAAAUAACCAGACUCUGAAGGCUCGCAGAGUCCCCUUGCCACUGCCCUGGGAAGGAACUGGCCACGUCAUCUAUCAGGGCUUCCUCUUCUACCACAGACACGGCUCCUUGAACGAGAUAGUGAAACUCAACAUCCAGAGAAGAAAGGUGGCUGACCAGAUGCUGCUGCCAGGGGCUGGGAGGAUUCCUGCCUACCAGCUCUCUCCACAGACAAAAAUAGACCUGGCUCUCGACGAGCAGGGGCUGUGGGCCCUCCACGCAGAACCAGAGACCGGGGGGAACAUCGUCCUCACCAAAAUCAACCCCGCAGCCAUGGCCGUGGAGCACAGCUGGGACACGCCCUGCAGCAGCCGGGAUGCUGAGGCAGCUUUCAUGGCCUGCAACACCCUCCACGUGGUCUACAACUCUCCUUCUGGGGGCUCCUCCCGCAUCCAGUGUGUCUAUGAUGUUUUGGGUGCUCUGAAUGCUCACACAAACCCAGGGCUGCACUUCCCAAAACGCCAGGGUGGCCACUCCACCAUACACUACAAUCCUAAAGAAAAGCAGCUCUUCGCUUGGGGUGAUGGAUCCCAGAUCAUUUACAAACUUCACACAGAGCAGAAAGUUUAAAACCUUUAGCAGCUUUUCAAGCAGACCUAAAAGCCACCAGUCCCAGGCCAACACAGCCUUUUAAUGUGUAUUACAAUUACAUUAUUCCCAGCUGUUACAACAUUCAUACAUUUUACAUAACUUAAGACUUAUGCACCCAGUAACCUUAAUGCCCAAUAAAGAAGAGGUGAAGACUGAAUUAAUAUAAAUUACACAAUGACUAAACACCACACAUGCACAACCCAUCUCCCCCUGCCUCCAAAUUAAAGUCUA